GGGCGGGACCACACGGCCCCCAGCUAGCGGCGGGCCUAGGCCGGCGCUCGGGAGAGGAGGAGGAGGAAGCCCAGCGGGAGGGGCGGUCCACUUCCUGACUCGCCUGCAAACCGGAGGCCCCAGCUCAGUCCGCGCCGCGCCGCGAUGUCCGCAGGGUCAGCCAGGAGCCUGGCGAAGGGAAGCGCGCCCCCGGGGCCGGUCCCCGAGGGCCUCAUCCGCGUCUACAGCAUGAGGUUUUGCCCGUUCGCCCAGAGGACACUCUUGGUCCUGAAGGCCAAGGGGAUCAGGCAUGAAAUCAUCAACAUCAACCUGAAAAAUAAGCCUGAGUGGUUCUUUAAGAAGAAUCCCUUUGGCCUAGUGCCAGUUCUGGAAAACAGUCAGGGUCAAUUGAUCUAUGAAUCUCCUAUCACUUGUGAGUAUCUGGAUGAAGCAUAUCCAGGGAAGAAGCUGUUGCCGGAUGAUCCCUAUGAGAAAGCUUGCCAAAAAAUGGUGUUUGAGUUAUUUUCCAAGGUUCCAUCUUUGGUAACAGGCUUUCUGAGAAGACAAAAUAAGGAAGAUGGCUCUGACCUAAAAGAAGAAUUACGGAAGGAAUUCAGCAAGCUGGAGGAGGUUCUGACCAAUAAGAAGACAACUUUCUUUGGUGGUAAUUCUCUUUCUAUGAUUGAUUACCUCAUCUGGCCCUGGUUUGAACGGCUGGAAGCUCUGGAGUUAAAUGAUUGUGUAGACCACACUCCAAAACUUAAGCUCUGGAUGGCAGCCAUGAGGGAGGAUCCUGCCGUAUCAGCCCUCCUCAAUGAGGCCAACACCCUUCGAGGAUUCCUCAAUCUCUACUUGCAGAACAGCCCCGAGGCCUGUGACUAUGGGCUCUGAUGGGGGCAAGAGUCAGCAAUGAAAUGUCUGAUAUUUUCUUUCACUAAUAUGAGUAAAAAUGAGCUUUCAUUUUA
Molecule: messenger RNA, 944 nt
Organism: Nyctereutes procyonoides (raccoon dog)
Lineage: Eukaryota; Metazoa; Chordata; Mammalia; Carnivora; Canidae
Gene: GSTO1
Product: glutathione S-transferase omega 1
Exons: 6
Coding region: 145-870 (241 amino acids)
Biological process (GO): L-ascorbic acid metabolic process; glutathione metabolic process
Cellular component (GO): cytoplasm
Molecular function (GO): glutathione transferase activity; glutathione dehydrogenase (ascorbate) activity
Source: RefSeq, a predicted model, not a curated record